Messenger RNA from Coffea eugenioides, 1720 nucleotides. Its product is annotated as probable polygalacturonase At1g80170. Gene Ontology annotation, molecular function: polygalacturonase activity. Bases 18 to 1415 code for a protein of 465 amino acids. The record is from RefSeq and is a predicted model, not a curated record. The transcript is spliced from 9 exons. Gene Ontology annotation, biological process: carbohydrate metabolic process. Lineage: Eukaryota; Viridiplantae; Streptophyta; Magnoliopsida; Gentianales; Rubiaceae.
UCAGAACCCAUAAAAAGAUGGCCAAGAAGUUAGUUUUUAUUUGUGUGCUUGUUUUGCUUAGUCUGACAGGUAAAGGUGGAGCAGGAGCAAGGUUUUCGGAGGAGGCCAACAUUUUAAGGAAAGUUGAGGAUUUUGACGUUGAAAUAGGAGGAGGAGAUGACGAUGUUGAGUUCCUUGAGGAGCCAUUUUGGGCAAGUGAAAGAGGGAACAAGGUUCUCGUCAAUGUGGAUACCUUUGGUGCUGUUGGAGAUGGAGUUGCGGAUGAUACCCAGGCAUUUGUAAAAGCAUGGAAUCAAGCUUGUUCUACACGAGGAUCAGUGCUUUUGGUUCCCCAAGGGCGGCGUUAUCUAGUGAAUGCAACACGAUUUAAAGGGCCUUGCGAAGGCAAGUUAGUGUUUCAGAUUGAAGGAACAAUAGUUGCACCAACCGAGCCCAAAAACUGGGAUCCAAAAAACCCACGACUUUGGCUUGGUUUUUACAAUGUCAGCAAAGCUCUCUUCCAAGGUCAUGGAGUAAUUGAUGGCUCAGGAAGCAAAUGGUGGGCAGCAUCCUGCAAAAAGAACAAGUCUAAUCCUUGCAAAGGAGCUCCAACGGCGUUAACUAUAGAUUCAAGCUCAGCAGUUAGGGUGAAGGGCCUUACAAUUCAAAAUAGCCAACAGAUGCAUUUUGUCAUUUCAAGAUCAGACUCAAUACGUGUAACAGGUGUAAAAGUUUCCUCUCCAGAGGACAGUCCCAAUACUGAUGGAAUUCAUAUCACUGAAUCAACUAACGUGUUACUCCAGAAUUGCAAAAUAGGAACAGGUGAUGACUGCGUCUCAAUUGUUAAUGGAAGCUCUGAUAUCAGGAUGAAGACAAUAUAUUGUGGACCUGGUCAUGGUAUUAGUAUAGGAAGCCUUGGGAAGGACAACUCUGUUGGCAUAGUGACGAAAGUGGUUCUAGAUACGGCGUUUCUUCGAGGUACUACGAAUGGCCUCCGGAUCAAGACUUGGCAGGGAGGAUCUGGGUAUGUUCGAGGGGUACGAUAUCAGAAUGUGAGAGUAGAUGACGUUUCAAAUCCCAUUAUCAUUGACCAAUUCUACUGUGAUUCGCCGACGCCUUGCCAGAACCAGAGUUCUGCAGUUGAAAUAAGUGAAAUCAUGUACAAGAACAUUAGCGGGACUUCCAAAAGCAAAAACGCCAUGAAAUUUGCAUGCAGCGACACGGUUCCUUGCAGCCACAUUGUGCUGAACAACAUCAACCUAGAAUCUAGGGAUGGUACUGUAGAGACUUAUUGCAACUCUGCCAUAGGGUUUGGGUAUGGAUACGUGCAACCCUCUGCGGAAUGUCUGACCUCAUCAGACAAAGAAAAAAUCAUCAAGCAGGAGCCUGAGCUUGCCCAAAACAGCCAAGGCUAUCUCAUUCACACUGAAUUGUGAUGCAGAUGCGUCGUGCAACUGCUACUACAUGACUAUAUAUACUGGAUAAGUUCUACGAUUAGGUGCGGAGGAUAAUACUAAUAGUAUACCAUUGGUUGGAGUCACCUGAGAUUUCAAGUUCCCAUCGAGAUUUUAAAGUAUACCAUUGUGUCUUCUAACUUUACCGGGAUCAUGCUGAAUCCAAGUCAGGAGACUAGUAAAACAGACUACAUUAUUGUAACACUAUAUAAUUUUUUCCGGUUUAAGUUGUAAUACGAUAUUGUUGAAAAUUUUCAGUUAAAUGAGAUUGACUACAAUUAUGCGAA